AUAGCGUAGCCACACGGAACGUCUUCUAGCAGCUCCAUCCAGUUUAUCACUAUAUCUUCUGCACGUGGGGAAGCUACCCUGGUGGAAUAUCUUGGUGUUGGAAAGAGGCUGACGGAAAACUGGAGGAGUCGAGUGACAAUGUGGGGAGCUAUGCGAAGACGGCUAAAGCGCCAAGUGCCAACCAUAUGCCAAGUUGCACGUUGCAGCGCACGUUGCGUAAUGGCGGAACGAGAUUUGGAGGUUGGGGAUGGCUGGCGACGAACCGAUGGUGUACCUGCCGAGCUGAGCUUGAGGUUCUCUCGGCGGAUCCUUCUGUACGUCACCAUAUUGAGUUUCUCAGCCGAGAUCUCUUCCUCCAGCAGACGAUAGAAAUUUUGGCCGCAUAACGUGCCAUUGUUGCUCGUGUG
Messenger RNA from Macroventuria anomochaeta, 407 nucleotides. RefSeq lists its product as uncharacterized. The record is from RefSeq and is a predicted model, not a curated record. Bases 139 to 369 code for a protein of 76 amino acids. The transcript has a single exon. Lineage: Eukaryota; Fungi; Ascomycota; Dothideomycetes; Pleosporales; Didymellaceae.